Messenger RNA from Panicum hallii, 1147 nucleotides. RefSeq lists its product as uncharacterized. The transcript is spliced from 5 exons. Bases 320 to 1147 code for a protein of 275 amino acids. The record is from RefSeq and is a predicted model, not a curated record. Lineage: Eukaryota; Viridiplantae; Streptophyta; Magnoliopsida; Poales; Poaceae.
GCACGCGAUACCAUUUCUGGCGGGCCCCUCCGCCUGUUUCUCCUCGCCUCUCCUCGCCGCUUCCCUAAUUAACAUGCAUCAUUCUCCUGCAGACUUUAAACACACAUGUCAUCAUUCUGUCGCUCGUCUUGUCCUUCUCCGGUUGAAUGAUCGAAAGAGAAAGAAUAACAUAUCAAACCAAUAAAAAGCAAUAACAGUGGCAAGAGCUAGCAGCGAGUCUGAACAUCAUGGCGGGAUCCUGCGCAGCUACGGCGAUGUCCGAGAGGUGUAUGCAAGGCCUCAUACACGCGCCGCGAGAUGGCCGCACAAAGUCGCAGCGAUGGGCGCUUCUUUCACCUCGCCUCGGUUCUGCAUGCCGGCGCUCCGUGUCGUCCCGUUACCACCGACGGCUUGGAGCCGUCUCCUCCACCAGUGUAAGUACGCAAUGCCAACAAGUUCCUGGCCAAAUAGACUAGAGAUACUGGAUCAUUCUCUUCUUUUAUUUAUUUCAUUUAAUUUCUAUGUUUUGCAGAACGUUGGGACGUUUGGCCUGGAUUACAACUCUGAGCUUCAGGUCGCCGUGAAUCCUGCACCUGAUGGCUCUGUAAUCGAGGUCGAGCUCGUGGCGACCAACACCGGCGCCUCAUCACUCAGCCUGCACUGGGGUGCACUGCAGCAGGGGAGAAGGGAAUGGGUGAUGCCGUCGAGGAGGCCGGACGGGACAAGGACGUACGAGGACGCCGCUCUAAGGACUCCCUUCAAAAGCUCAGGUUCGAACUCUACAAUAAAAAUAGAGAUAGAUGAUCCAGCUGUGGACUCCAUUGAGUUUCUCGUGGUUGAUGAGGCACAAAACAAAUGGUUUAAAAACAAUGGCAAGAACUUCGAAAUUCAUCUCCGAACAACAGAUCAACAUGAGGAAGAGCGUUUUGCUUCAACAAAAACAAGAGGACCCUCAUCAGCAGGAAGGAUUGUGCGCAAAAACAGAGACAUCAUGCAGUUCCUUAGUAAACCAGCAUCCAGUCAAGUAAAUGGCUUUGUAGAAGCUGGGCCAAAGCGUCCUACAGUUCUUGAUCUUUUCUUGAAGUCACUACAGGACAAAAAUGAUUGGGAAGUCCUCUGCAAAAAGUUCUUCAAACUGGGAGACGAUGAGAUUUUGGUCAGUCUCUAA